UUGAGUUUAGCACCGUGAAGCCUGGACUCGGUGCAGGUGGGAGGAAAUAUUCGGGUUCUUUUUCGUUCCCUCUACCAAACGAAAGCAGAGAGCGAAAAAUGGCUUUGAAACUCUCGUCACUAUCUCUUCACUCCUCUCUCCGCCACCAGCACCCUAAUUCGUCGCAUUCAAACCAUCGCAUUCCCCUUCGUUUCUUUGCACCUUCCCUUCCUCCCACUUCGUGUCUCUCCGGCGCAGCCUCAGUCUCCACAUUUCAUCGCACUCUCUUCGCCGUAACCGUUCGCGCAUUUCAAAGCCAAGACGAAAGCAAAAGCAGUGAUGUUUUUGAAGAAGAAGAAAAAGACGAAGAAAUAUCGAGGCAGGGUGAGAAAAAGGAACUCGCGAAGCAAAGCAUAUGGAGUCAGAUAAAGGAAAUUGUGAUGUUUACAGGACCAGCAACGGGUCUUUGGAUUUGUGGACCGCUUAUGAGUCUCAUCGAUACUGCAGUUAUUGGUCAGAGAAGCUCAAUUGAGCUUGCUGCUUUAGGUCCUGCUACAGUUGUUUGCGACUACAUGAGCUACGUGUUCAUGUUUCUAUCAAUUGCUACUUCCAAUAUGGUUGCUACUGCCCUUGCCAAGCAGGACAAAGAAGAAGUACAGCAUCACAUAUCUGUCUUGCUUUUUAUUGGGUUAUCUUGUGGCGUUGGGAUGCUUUUGUUCUCAAGGCUAUUUGGUGCAUCACUAAUAACUGCUUUCACUGGGCCAAAGAAUGCACACGUAGUACCUGCAGCUAGCAAUUAUGUGAAGAUUCGAGGCUUGGCAUGGCCUGCUUUACUUGUUGGAUGGGUUGCUCAGAGUGCAAGUCUUGGUAUGAAAGAUUCCUUGGGACCCUUGAAAGCUUUGGCUGCUGCUACAGUUAUAAAUUUCGCUGGUUGUAUACUUUUGUGCACCUAUUUAGGCUAUGGAAUUGUAGGGGCUGCGUGGGCUACAAUGGUUGCCCAAGUUGUUGCCGCUUACAUGAUGAUUCAAAAUCUAAACAUGAAGGGAUAUAAUGCACUUGCCUUCUCCAUUCCUACAGGGAAGGAAAUUCUGAUGAUACUUGGGCUUGCUGCUCCUGUUUUUUUGACACUGAUGUCAAAGGUGGCUUUCUACGCACUACUUAUAUAUUUUGCUACAUCAAUGGGUACACAUACAAUGGCUGCUCAUCAAGUCAUGGUCCAAACUUAUGGUAUGUGUACAGUAUGGGGUGAACCUCUCUCCCAAACUGCUCAAUCAUUUAUGCCUGAAUUGAUAUAUGGAGUAAAUAGGAGUUUGUCAAAGGCCCGAUUGCUUCUAAAGUCUCUUGUGACAAUUGGAGCUAUGCUUGGAUUAUUGUUAGGGAUUGUUGGAACAUCAGUACCUUGGUUAUUUCCCUAUGUUUUUACUCCUGAUCGGAUGGUGAUUCAGGAGAUGCAUAAGGUGCUGAUUCCAUACUUUAUAGCGCUGGCUAUAACACCCCCUACUCACAGCCUCGAGGGAACGUUGCUGGCUGGACGGGAUCUGAAAUUUAUAAGUUUAUCAAUGACUGGAUGCUUUUGUGUGGGUACAUUAGUAUUAUGGGCUUUGAGUAGUAGAUUCGGUUUGCUAGGCUGCUGGUUUUCCCUCGCAUUAUUUCAAUGGGCUCGGUUUUCAAUUGCCCUCCGGCGCCUUCUUUCUCCCAAGGGCAUUUUAUACUCGGAAGAUACAGAUCAGUAUAAGCUGCGAAAGCUAAGGACUGCCUAAGUUGUGACCUUUUUUAUUUUAUAAUUCAUGAGGCGUUAGAACUUAGAAGGAUAGAAGAAUGUUGUCUGUUGCAAAUUAGAAUUAUAAAAUCAGUUCUAUUUUAACACAGAUUACAAUACAUUUGCAUUGUAAAUGCACUGUAAGCAAGUUGCUGCUGCCUCAAUCUUUUUCGUGUAUUUUAAUAUUGUUCAGAAUGCUUGUAAACUGAACAAGAAUGCAAUUAAAAUAAUUGCUGCAUGCCAAUCAA
This is a messenger RNA of Glycine soja, 1986 nucleotides long. RefSeq names its product protein DETOXIFICATION 46, chloroplastic-like. The record is from RefSeq and is a predicted model, not a curated record. The transcript has 14 exons. Gene Ontology annotation, biological process: transmembrane transport. Gene Ontology annotation, cellular component: membrane. Bases 99 to 1739 code for a protein of 546 amino acids. Gene Ontology annotation, molecular function: antiporter activity; xenobiotic transmembrane transporter activity. NCBI's taxonomy places the organism in Eukaryota, Viridiplantae, Streptophyta, Magnoliopsida, Fabales, Fabaceae.